Messenger RNA from Phycomyces blakesleeanus NRRL 1555(-), 330 nucleotides. RefSeq lists its product as hypothetical. NCBI's taxonomy places the organism in Eukaryota, Fungi, Mucoromycota, Mucoromycetes, Mucorales, Phycomycetaceae. The transcript is spliced from 5 exons. The record is from RefSeq and is a predicted model, not a curated record. Bases 1 to 330 code for a protein of 109 amino acids.
AUGGCUAUUACGGGUAUACCUCAAAUGAUCGAUGCCAUAUGUUUAAUUGUAUAUUACCGGGAUACUCAUAACUUAAUUGCAGUGGUUUGGAUAAAGCUUAACUUAGAAAUUUUUUUACUCGUAAUUGACACUAAUGAAGUGUCCUUUAAGCUUAGACACAUUAAGGCUAGCAGUUUUGAAAAAGUUUCAGGAAGUACAAUACUAUGUUCUUACUUGAAAUUGAAACGACUUGGAAUUUCAAGUAGAAACACUGUACUGGCAUCCGGGGAUGUCAACAGUCUCAUAAGCUUUUUAGCUUUGUACUCUUGUUUAAUAAGGGCUGAUAAAUGA